AUGAAGGUUGCCCAGUUUAUCGCCAUCUUGGCCAUGGCCACAGCUAGUCUGGCAACUCCAACUCCCGCCAAACGUGAAGCUAAUGUUGACAUCGAAAGCUAUCCUUAUGACUUUGGGUUCUUGGAGGAGAAGAGGGCACCAGCUGAGGAAAAGCGUGCCGUCGAUAUUGAGUCUUACCCCUAUGACUUCGGCUUCUUGAGCGAGGAGAAGGGUGAUGCAGCAGAAAAGCGUGCCGUUGAUAUUGAGUCUUAUCCCUAUGACUUUGGCUUCCUGAGCGAAGAGAAACGCGACGCCCCAGAAAAGCGUGCAGUCGAUAUUGAGUCUUACCCCUAUGACUUUGGCUUCUUGGCCGAGGAAGAGUAG
This is a messenger RNA of Penicillium subrubescens, 363 nucleotides long. RefSeq lists its product as uncharacterized. Lineage: Eukaryota; Fungi; Ascomycota; Eurotiomycetes; Eurotiales; Aspergillaceae. Bases 1 to 363 code for a protein of 120 amino acids. The record is from RefSeq and is a predicted model, not a curated record. The transcript has 9 exons.